GGAGACUUUCCAGCCGCCAUCCUGGAGGUCCUUACGCCCAGUUCCCUGCAGCCGCCCCAGGAAGAGAUGCAGAAAGACACCUCCCUGCCGCCUCCAUCUGUGCCCUUGACCUCAAACGCUGCCCUGGGUGCAGGCCGGCAACCCAGCACAUCCGGAUUGCCUAGCAAGAGCGAGCCUGGGCGCCGUGCCAGCCCCAAAGCCCCCCGGAAGCCCAGCAUGUCCAAAGUGAUCCUGGGGGUUGUGGCGAACAAGGGGGCCCGUAACCGCGUGUCCCUGGCCACCCUGAAGAAGGCCGUGGCCACCAGGGGCUACGACAUGACCCGCAACGCCUGGCGCUUCAAGCGAGUGCUCAAGGGCCUGGUAGACAAAGGGAUGCUGAAGCAGGUGACAGGCAAGGGGGCCUCAGGCUCCUUCCUCAUGGGCAAGAAGCAAGCCCCCAAGUUCAAGCUCAAGGCCAAAAGUCAGCGGCGGCGGCGACAGCAGCGGAGGCAGCAGCCUGCGCAGCGCCGUCCUGGGCCACGCCGGUUGCUCCUGGGCUCCAAACAGGGGUCCAAGCGGCCCGUCAAAGGGGUUCGAAGGGCAGCCAGAUGCCGCCGUAGUUAACCAGGCUGGCUGGGCAAGCAGGCAGGGGCACCGGGCCCGCCAGAGGCUCAGUGCAAUGGAAAUAAAAGGAGCCUAGCUUAUUUCACCUCUGCCUCCUGGAAUCUCUGGGGUUCAAGGGAGUGGGAGAGGACAAGGUUUGGGGGCGCAGAGGUGUAAGGCCAUGGAUGGGGGCAGGGAACCAGGGCAAAAUAAGGGUGAGAGAUUUGGGAAGGGCUGGAGGAACUGAAAGCAUGCAGGCAUCGGCUGGUUCAACCGCAUCCUCUUUUGGUUGUUUGUUUGUUUUCUGUCUUUUCUAGGGCCACAC
Messenger RNA from Phacochoerus africanus (Common warthog), 907 nucleotides. RefSeq names its product spermatid-specific linker histone H1-like protein. Gene Ontology annotation, molecular function: DNA binding; structural constituent of chromatin. The record is from RefSeq and is a predicted model, not a curated record. Lineage: Eukaryota; Metazoa; Chordata; Mammalia; Artiodactyla; Suidae. Bases 67 to 603 code for a protein of 178 amino acids. Gene Ontology annotation, cellular component: nucleosome. Gene Ontology annotation, biological process: nucleosome assembly. The transcript has a single exon.